UUUAAAGAUGGCCACAAGUGUUCAACCUGCUGAAAACACAAUCCAUGGCUUCACCAUUGUGACCAAUGUGGUACCAGCUGGAACGGGACAUUAUGGCCAAAAUACUGAAGCAGGAGCCUCCACUAAAGGCCUAUUUAGACAACUCCUUAAAGGAGAUCCAAAAGCAUUAGGGGUUGUGCAGAUCAUGAUCGGGAUCAUAACGUUUAUGCUUGGCAUUGUGUCUGCCUUGUUUUUUGAGUCUGUAUCCAGGGUCACGGGUGUCAUGUUUUGGGGAGCAGUGUUUUAUAUGGUCUCAGGGGGUCUGUCUGUUGGUGCAAGCAAGAAAGCACAUGGCUGUUUGGUGAAGGGCUCCCUGGUCAUGAAUGUGUUCAGUGCUGUGGCUGCAGGAAUAUCCAUCGUCGUUCUGGCUAUUGACAUUGCUAUAGGACUGUCAUAUGGAAUUGCUGGCAUUCAGCUGGUUUUAGCUGUGCUUGAGUUCAUCAUCUCCAUCUGCACUUCUGCAUUUGCUUGCAAAGCCACCUGCUGCAAUGAUCCGGUCAGUGACAGAAUAUCUUCCUAUAUAUUAUAAUAAACUUAGGUAAAUGUUUAUUGUUUACAUUUUGUGUUUAAAUGUGCCACAUAAUGCAUUUACUUAUUAUUUAAAAUGUUUU
Astyanax mexicanus (Mexican tetra) is the source of this 650-nucleotide messenger RNA. RefSeq names its product membrane-spanning 4-domains subfamily A member 4A. The transcript is spliced from 5 exons. NCBI's taxonomy places the organism in Eukaryota, Metazoa, Chordata, Actinopteri, Characiformes, Acestrorhamphidae. The coding region runs from base 8 to 568 and encodes 186 amino acids. The record is from RefSeq and is a predicted model, not a curated record. Gene Ontology annotation, cellular component: membrane.